Messenger RNA from Andrographis paniculata, 2280 nucleotides. RefSeq names its product protein S-acyltransferase 18. The coding region runs from base 451 to 2076 and encodes 541 amino acids. Gene Ontology annotation, molecular function: protein-cysteine S-palmitoyltransferase activity. NCBI's taxonomy places the organism in Eukaryota, Viridiplantae, Streptophyta, Magnoliopsida, Lamiales, Acanthaceae. Gene Ontology annotation, cellular component: endoplasmic reticulum; Golgi apparatus. The transcript is spliced from 9 exons. Gene Ontology annotation, biological process: peptidyl-L-cysteine S-palmitoylation; protein targeting to membrane. The record is from RefSeq and is a predicted model, not a curated record.
CGUAAAAAUUUGCCUAAGAAGAGAGAGUGAAGAGGGGAGGGCAGGUAUAAUUAAUUGUGAGAGGGCGGCGAAUAUUCAUUUCAACUAAUAAAAAGGCUCUACCGGGCGAAUGGGCUCAAGAAAAAUAAAAUAAAAUAAAAUGAAUAAAAACGCGACUAGGGUGCGGCCCAACUCACCAAAACUUCACUUGCUUUAAUUUCAAAUUCAAAAAGAGAGCACGGGGAGGGAGCAUGUGAAUGUGAAGGGGAUGUCGAGUGCCGACCGUUGAGCUGUGUUGUUUUGCGUUGCGGUGAUUUCAACUUUGAGUUUUGGCAGGCAAAUUGGCAGAAGCACUGGCACCACCACCACCACUCUCUCCCUCCCUCUCUCUGCCGCUGCUGAGUGCUGCAGCCAUUCUCGGAAACAAUUGAAAGUGGGCGAGUGUUGAGACAAUCCUCUCCUUUCCAGUCCAUGUCAAUCCCGUCGUCGACUCCCCGUCGACAUGGCUGGCAACGCCCUCUCCAUUCUCUACAGAUCGUUGGAAUUUCGGUCUACUGCUUUCUUGUUGCUGCUUUCUAUUGUUUUCUUGGGCUUUUCCUUGGCAACAGAAUCGCGGAGAUCAGUGUGAACAGUAUUUUCUCCUUUUCGGCACUUUCUGUUGCUCUUCUGUUUAUUAGGUGCGCGGCCACUGAUCCUGGCGACAAGAGUAGAUUUAGAUUUAGGAAGAAGAAAAAAAAGGGUAAUGCUGUUGGGCAUUCAAAACUGAACUAUGGAUAUGUCUUCUCCCGGAUUUUGUUGAGAUUCUUCAAAAGGAUGGAGCGCAAGAUCUUAAGGACCUGCAUAAGAAGGAAAUACCUCGAUCCUUGGAAUUCUAUAGUUCAAAUGGAGCCUCUUAUUCCAUUUCCACUAGUCGUGGAGGAUGAUUCGUUUACCCCGAGCCCAAAAGACAAUGAUGUCUCAUUUUGUGCGCUCUGUGAUUUUGAGGUUAACAGGUACAGCAAACACUGCAGGACUUGCAAUCGAUGUGUUGAGGGCUUCGACCACCACUGUAGAUGGUUGAACAAUUGUGUUGGGAAAAAGAAUUACACUACCUUCAUUCUUUUGAUGGUUAUAGUCUUGAUAAUGCUUAUUGUGGAAGGAGGAACUGGGAUAGCAGUAUUUGCGAGGUGCUUUGCUGAUCGUGAAGGCAUAGAAAAAGAGUUAAACCAAAGACAUUAUGGAAGUUUUCCCAGAGGAGCCCUUGCUGCUUUUUCUGUUAUAUUGGUUAUGGUGACAAUCUAUAGUGCAGCUGCAUUGGGGCAGCUUCUUUUCUUUCAUGUACUUCUAAUCAGAAAGGGAAUCACAACCUACGAUUAUAUUUUAGCAAUGAAAGAAGCAAACCAGUCUAUGGAAAUGGAAUCAUUUGAAGAUUCGGACUUUACUUCUGAUGAUGAUGACGAUGACGAUGAAAAUGAGGUGGCGCCCAACUCAGUUUUUUCACCUGAACAGCCUGCAUUCAUAUCUCGGAUUAUAUGCAAGCAAGGCAAGAUUCAACAGAAUCCACAAAAAUUGUCGAUAAUGAUUGAUCGAGAACCCAACUCAUCAAAUAACAAAAAGGAAGGCUUCCGUGCAAGCAUUGACCCCUGGAAACUAAUUAAGUUGACUCGUGAGAAAGCUCUUGUUGCUAGAGAAAAGCGGGCAGAAAGUGAUGAUCCAUUGAAGCCCCUACAGCGGGAAAUAAGAAGCGGUCCUCUUGCGAUGAAACCAGAUAGUAAUGAAGGUGCUGCCAAUGCCCUAAGUUUAACACCCCCUUUCAUUUCCACGGGGGGGAGACUUUUAAACCCACCAUUACUGUUUUCAAGUCCAAGGAGACGACUUUCGUCUUCCCCAACAUUGUUACGGGCACUGCAGCAGCAGCGGCGGCAUGCCAGUGGUGUGCCAUUAUCAAAGCAUGAGUAUAGAAGUGAUUUAGACUUGAAGUUAGCUGGAGAGCUAGAGACAACUUUCUUAUCAUCCUCCUCCUCCGGACAAGAAGUGGCCAGUAAUUAUAAUGAUAAAAAUCACACUACUACUAAUGGUGGUUGCAGUGGUAGUGAGGCCGCGGCUUCUCCAAGGUAACACACUUUCUCCGUCUGGCCUGGCAUCCGAGAGUUUCAACUACUUUUUUGUUUUCAAGUAACUAUUUAUUAAUAGUGUUGUUGUGACGAGGGGUGUUGGUGAAAGGAAGAUUGAUUGAUUUCAUGUACUUACUCUUUAUCUUGUAAGACACAUACACACAGAUUUAAGAUGAUGAUGAUUAAUGGUGCCUUUGUGUUGAACCAA